This is a messenger RNA of Penicillium mononematosum, 702 nucleotides long. Its product is annotated as SIMPL domain-containing protein. The coding region runs from base 1 to 702 and encodes 233 amino acids. The record is from RefSeq and is a predicted model, not a curated record. Gene Ontology annotation, biological process: DNA damage response. The transcript has a single exon. Gene Ontology annotation, cellular component: external side of plasma membrane. NCBI's taxonomy places the organism in Eukaryota, Fungi, Ascomycota, Eurotiomycetes, Eurotiales, Aspergillaceae.
AUGUCUUCCCUCAACAUCACCCUACGAGGCCACUUCACGGCAACUCGCUCCCCAGAACAAGCCAUGGUCCACCUCACCAUAGAAUCAACAGGCGAGUCCGAAGCGGCAGUCACACAAGAAGUAACCUCGACCAGCAACGAUCUCCUUGCAAGCCUAGAGACCCUCCGUCCGAUAGAAGAAGACGGUACAACCUCCUCCACCGCGGUAUCAAGCAUUUCCGCUAGUAAGAUGUACCUCACAACGAAGAACCGCAAUGCAUACGACUCGAUGGAAAACGUCUCCGAUAGUCCGCGCAUCUACGACGCCGUCAUCACGAUCUACGUCGUCUUCUGUGACUUCAACGAACUGCAUAAGUUCAUUCAGAAGGUCGAUGGCUAUCCCAGUGCCAGAUUGAAUAAUGUCGUCUGGUACCUCACUGAUGCUACCAAGGGUGAUAUUGGUGCGGAGUCGCGGAAGAAGGCUGUGCGAGAUGCUGUUACCAAGGCGAAUCAGUAUGCGGAGGCUGUUGGUUUUGAGGAUGUUACUCCGAUCGAUAUUAGGGAGAUUGAUGAGUCUUUGAAUCCUUCGGCUCUGUCGCAGAAGCCUACUUAUCGUCAUCCUAGUGGGGUUAGCUUGACGCCUCAGGAUAUUGUGCUCAAUUGUUGUGUGCAGGUUGUUUUUGAGACUUCUUGUGAUCUUGGAUCUGGGACUAGGGCUGAGUGA